AUGGCUGACAAGGGUACUGAAGUGUCGGGGGCAUCUGCUGCAAAACCUCUAACCGCUGCACAGAAGCAGUUAAUUAAGAGACGAAAAGAACUGGAGCAGUGGAAGAACAACCCGCAAAAACUUCGGGGGCGCAAUCUCAUCACGGGUUUGGCAAUCGGAACCUUCGUUCUUGGCAUGUUUACAUACACCAUUCUGUCAGUGAAGCAAGAGAGGAUCAUGGAUGAAAUUGAUGAGGAGGCAAAGAUCUUCGUCAUGAGAGGACCUAGAACAGGGGCCAACUCGUAGGAUUUGGUCUUUGUCUCCGCUCUCCUGCUUUGACUUUCAGAAGCAAGCCACAGAGUCUGACAAGACGGACCCUUUUCUGAAUUUCAUGUGGACAAAAGGGGCACCUUACAUUCACUCUUGUUCUUAUGGUGAUUGAUGGAACCUCUGCUAUUAAUCACCUGUUGUAAUGUACUGUAUUCUUUAGGGACAGAUGUAUAACUCUAAUGAUAACGGGAAAAAAAGAAAAGUAAAACAAUAACUUAUUGAUAUUCUUUGCAUUUUGAACCAACCAAAUAAAGAUUAGAGAUUCAAGUUUUUGUCAGUUUUGAA
Chanos chanos (milkfish) is the source of this 594-nucleotide messenger RNA. RefSeq names its product cytochrome C oxidase assembly factor 3b (gene coa3b). NCBI's taxonomy places the organism in Eukaryota, Metazoa, Chordata, Actinopteri, Gonorynchiformes, Chanidae. Gene Ontology annotation, cellular component: mitochondrial inner membrane. The transcript has 2 exons. Gene Ontology annotation, biological process: mitochondrial respiratory chain complex IV assembly. Bases 1 to 285 code for a protein of 94 amino acids. The record is from RefSeq and is a predicted model, not a curated record.